This is a messenger RNA of Papaver somniferum (opium poppy), 5064 nucleotides long. RefSeq lists its product as uncharacterized. Lineage: Eukaryota; Viridiplantae; Streptophyta; Magnoliopsida; Ranunculales; Papaveraceae. The record is from RefSeq and is a predicted model, not a curated record. The transcript is spliced from 2 exons. Bases 2715 to 3395 code for a protein of 226 amino acids.
UGCCACCAUCUCCCUCCAUUAACUCCAUCUCCCACGCCUCAGCACUCAACCACCUCCCUGAGAAAUAAUUAAACCUCUAGUCGCUACCUCUCUCAAUCUUAUCUAUUUUCUUAUCAGGAAUAGUAAACCUAGAAGAUAAGAUUGAGAAAGCUAGGGUUAGGGUCUAUCUUCUACAGUGGAGGAAACAUCCAAUUAAUGAAGUUGCAGAGAUGAAUUGAAGAAGGAAAACGUGUUUUGGGGAGUUGGGUCUCCAUUAAUUAUUGAAUUGGAGUUGAAUUGAGUGAUUAUUGUAUAUAAAUAGAGAAGGAGUGUGACGAAAAACUCAUGCCCGGAUUAGCCGGUGCACCAAGCUGUAGUUUAUAUUUGUUUUCAGUAUUUUCAUUAUGUUCUAAUUCAAUAACUAGGGUUUAGAUGAAUCCCUUGAUUGUAUGCUAAGAUAGUCAGUUUUCAUGUUGUUGUUCUUGAUGUGCUUAAAUUGAUUUAGGAUUGAUAGUUAGCUAAUAGACCAAAUGAACAUGUGAUAGGUUGUACUGUAAGAAGACAACUUAUACUAGGGGUGAGUUAGGGAGAUUAGUUGAUAACUUAUCCAUUAGAGACCUCUCUGGAAGAAGACUUGUGCUUAAUUGAUAUAGGAAGGAUUAGUUAGCUUUUUGAUCGAAUGAUCCUGUGAUAGGUUGUACUGUAAGAAGACAACUUAUACUAGGGGUGAGUUAGUGAGAAUAGUUGAUAAAUCAUCCAUUGUAUUCUUUCCUGAAAGGAACAAGAACAUAACUUGAGUAAGUAUUGCCUUAGCAUAGGAUUAGGAGGUGGAUUCAACUGCCCUAGUGCUCUUCCACAUCUUUGUUUACAAUCUGCUUUUCUAUUUUGUGUUACAUAAUCAACAUCUAGCCGUAUCGGCAAACAAAGCCCCCUAUUCGUGUUACUCCUGUUUCGAAUCAGUAUAGUAAGACCGUAACUUCAACUUACACCCACCUUGUCCCUGAGGAUCGACCUGUAUUUUCCUUGUCUACAAUAGGACAUUGUGGACUUGCAAUUUGACAUAGUCGUAGGUAUCUUUACAAGCCUACCAAGUUUUUGACACCGCUGUCGGGGACUCGGUAGUGGUGUAAUUGUUUCCAUGGUUCGACUUUACUGAUUUUUGUAUAAACUUGUACGUAUGUGUUUCGAAUUUUCUAUUAUCUUGCUGUCAAUGUUAUAACGUACUCAUUUUUAUCCAUCUAUAUAUACCUUUCAUAUGUUCUCUUUGUGCUGGAUGAUUCUUGCGUAGCAGUAGGUGUUUCUUAGAUGUACAUCAAUUCAUCUUUUUAUUUCAGUUAGUUUACUAUCAUUGUUCUCUACCUGAUUUAAGUCUGUUACAUUCUGUAGGUAUAGUUUGCAUCCUGUUAAUAAAUAUAAUUGUAGUUUUGAUUUUUCUUUCAACCGCAUCAUCAUAUAUUCUGCAUAGUUAAAAUCAUUUGUCAUUGCAUUUUGCAGUUCAUCUAUCCUUAGUUUAACUUAGUUAUUUCCAUCAUCUGUGUAUAUAAUUUUCACCUCAUCUGUGUAACAGUUCCGUAACAUAUUAGCUGUAGGUUUUGUUUUCAGUUUCAUCUGCAUAUUUGCUAGUUUUUCUUUCGUUUUCUUUCUCAGUUCUUUAGUCAUUGCAAUCAGUAACCUGCCUUUGCAUUAUGUAAGCUUUGUUCUGUAGCAUCUUAGCGGUGUCAUGUGGCUUAGUUUGUGCAUUCUGUCUGUAUUUAUAGUUUAAAAGCAUCUAUCACCUUGUAAUUUAUCAUCUUGCAUUUAGGUCAUGGUUAUUAGUCGCAUCAUUUAGCUGUAUUUUUGCACUCGCAUAGUUCUAUAUUAUUUUGAAGUAUCUCAUGUUACUGUCUCCCUGUAUAUAUAUCCAUCAGUAAGUCAUAUAAGAUUGUGAUGUCUUUGUCUUGGUUUUAAUACCUACUGUUUCAUUUUGUAACUUGUACUUGAACUCGAAACUGCAUAUCCUGAGUUGCCCAUAUCUCAGCUGCAUUGUGACAUCCCCCUUGAGAUUUCUGAACCUUCGGCUAUGCUAACCAAUCCUGCAGAUCUAAUUUGUCCCCAUUUCAGCUGCAUCGUACUUGUUGCACCAUUCUCGAAUAUAAUUUGCACCUAUAGGUCAAUUAUCUGUAGAAAUAAGCGUAGCAUUAUAUAUGGUACUGCUAGUUAGCUAGCAUUUUACAGUUCGUCAACACCCGAUCCGAUGCAGUGACCAGGUGCCUGCGGUACUGCAUCUGCAGGACAAGCAUCUUCAGAAGAAAAUCCACAGCAGUGUCACCAGUCCCAGCAUCCCUGCACUUCAUAUCACAUAAUCCCCUUUCUGAACUCAGUAUUAAUGUUUUUGUAUCCUUGAUUCACCUGUACAAUUCAAAAUCCUGACAACCUCUUUUGAAGAAACAGGUAUUUGUGAAGCUGAGAAACAAACCAAUGAGAGAAGGGAACGAGCAACAGAACUUGUUUAUCAUGCCUGAACCGGGUUUAUGCCGGCGGUAGUCUGCAAACUUUUGUGCAAGUCAAGAGAAGAGAACUGGCAGAUACAAAGUUGAUGUACAUCUAGUCUUGGUUCUGUACCGGCAGUGUUUUGCAAGUUGUUGUGCAAGCCAAAAUAAAGGCAGGUCCUUUGUACCGACUCUAGCCUGUUUGCAAAGGAAACUAAUAUUGAAUACGAACCUAAUCUGGAGGUAAAUGAAUGGACUAGAGACACUAUGGGUCGGGAUAGAGAUUUGCAUCCUUGUUACGAUGAUGAUGAUGAUUUAUUGGAAGAGCAUGUUUACUCUGAAAAUAUUCUUGCGGAAUCCUCUGUUUCUGAGACAUUAGAUUCUGUUACUGCUUCUUCUGAUUCUCUUAUUCAUAACACUGAAAUUUCGGGUGAUGUGGUUACUCAUCUUGAGCCUGUGCAAGUAUUCUGUGAAAAUGAGCAUGACUUAGGAAAGGUUGAAUUAUCUGUUGACACUAAUGACCUAAUACCUGAGAAUAACUUUGAUGUGUCUAAUUACAUUCCUACGCCGCAAUAUGAUUAUUCUUUUGAUACUGAUUUGGGUACUUUGGAAGCUGAUGAUACUGAAUUGGGGUUUGCUGAUUUGUUCAAUAACUGUGAGCAUGAUAAAGCACUACUUGUUUCUGAAUUGGGAAAAACUAGACUGCAUAGUGAUAUUUUUGAGCCUAAAAAUGAAUGUAACUUAAAUGCAUCUGAUUCUCUGCCUAGAACACAGUAUGUUGCUCCUCUGAUUCUCUUAUGCAUAAAACAAAGGACACAAAGGUUUUGGAUGAUGAUUAUGAACUGGGACUUGAUGAUUUGUUCUAUGAAAAUGAAUAUGAUAUACCUGUUUCUGUCUUACGGAAAGUGUGUGAUGGUACUAGUGGCCUUAUACAUGAAAACAAUUUAGACGUACCUACUUCCAUGCCUAAGUCACAAACUGAUAGUCUUGCUUCUGACCUGGAGAUUAUUCCUUAAGAAUGUGCUAAAUUCAUGUUAUUGACCGUUCCCAACCUAGGGAUAGAGUUAUGUGCAUCUCAAAUUCUUCUGAACAUCUUGUCCACUAAAUAUCCUGUCAUUGAGAAGCUACAUCUGGAGUCCCCUCCUGUUUCUUUGCCCAUCCCUGAACAUGUCAAUUUAGACUUUGAAAUUAUGCAGGAAGUACUUCAAGAUCUGAUAGUUGUUGAUAAAUGUCAUAUCUCUGUAAAAUUCAGGUUUGGGGGUAACUCAUUUGGUUUAGCAACCUUACUUAAAUUUCUGUCAUGUAAUAAAAGUGUGAGGCUACUGAAAUCUUUACAUGCUGUCUUUUGGGUUGAUCCUCAACUCUUUAGACUGUUGAUUUAUGGUGAAUUUUCCUUGUAUAUAAUCCAGUAGAUAAUUAUAUUUUCUAGAUCUUCUUGUAUAUAUGUGUGCUAAUCCAAUGUGACAUCAACUGAGUUACCGUUGGAUUCUAGCCUUGAAUAAUGAAGCUCUAAUCUCGCUUUCGCCGACAUACCGGUAAUCUCUUUCCUUUUCUUUAAUCAACAUAAUUCUCAUGGUAUGUUUCUGUUUAAAUUAUUAUCAUAUUUUGAAACAUUGAGGACAAUGUUAGAUUUAGGUUUGGGGGAGUAUUUUGCAUAUAAAGUUUUUAGUCUUUUGCCUCAAAAAAAAAAAUCGAAAAAUCCGAAAAGUUUCAAAAUCUUUGUAAAUAUUUGCAUAAAACCUCCAACUUUUAGAGAUCUUAGAGUCACUAGCAUGCUUCUAUCUAUGUUUACAUAGAGAGUCUGACCGAAAUAACUGAACUUGAAAAUACUGGAGAACACAAUCGGGUUUCUUGUUUGUCUUAGCGUUAAAGUUGGAUUUAACCAUGCCGGUGGGAAAAUUAGGUGCAUCAAAGUUAUUUGGUAUUAGAGUUGUGAUCACCCUUAGUGGGAUACUACCUAUUUUUACAUCAAGAGAGGCACCAACCUUCAUUUUUGUGACUAUGUAAAAAUUCCUUUUAGAGUGUGUGUCACCGUACGUAAAUUCUGGGUAGGAAUGGUGAGCUACCCAACUUCGCACCACUUUCAACACUAUUUUUGAUCUCUUGAGUGCUAAUUCUGUCAAUCAUGAGGAUGACGUCUAAAGGUGAAAACUCCUUCUUGUAGUUUGAUUUGCAGUUAGCACCAUUCUCUCUCUUUCGACAACAUCAACAGAUCCAUAGAAACACAUCAUCAUCAACAAGCAAAGCAACGUCAGAUUCUAUGAAGAAAGUUGAAAUAGUCCAAGGUUUACAUGCAACAUUAGAAGGAAAAGAAAAAGUCUUAUUUAAAAGUGAAGAUACAGUACAAAAAGCAGAAUUCUAUACACUAGUGAAGACUUAUCUUACAAGAGCACAAGAAAUAGAAAAUGAGAAUCAAUGAAGUUUAUGAAAUCAAGACAAUAAAGGUUGUGAAGAAUCAAGUUAUAAAGUCCUUCCAUGGCAUUAGCAGUUUCAUUAUUUAUUUUCAAUUUGUCAUUUUCAUGUAAUUCAAAAAACAAAAAAAAAAACAAAAAAAAAUGGAAAAGAAAAAUACAGUUUGUUUUUAAUUUUGUUUAAAUAACACCAUGGUAAACAAGAA